Drosophila willistoni is the source of this 2691-nucleotide messenger RNA. It is a transcript of the gene hfw, whose product is annotated as protein halfway. Gene Ontology annotation, cellular component: voltage-gated potassium channel complex. The record is from RefSeq and is a predicted model, not a curated record. Gene Ontology annotation, molecular function: transmembrane transporter binding; potassium channel activator activity; voltage-gated potassium channel activity. The transcript is spliced from 4 exons. Lineage: Eukaryota; Metazoa; Arthropoda; Insecta; Diptera; Drosophilidae. Bases 399 to 2345 code for a protein of 648 amino acids.
UUGUGUGCGUGAGUACGUGUGGGUGUCAGUGGUUUAGAGAUGAACCCUGCGAAUUCGAAUUCUUGUUUAUUGCCAUCAAUUUAUUUAUAACAAUACAACAAUACAAGCACGCACAAAAUAUUUGCUUUUCUUAGUGAUUUUUUUUUUUGCAAGAAAAAAAAAAACAAAAUAUUCAUUAACAUCAACAAAUGUGCGAAUUUGGUGGUUGUGCUGAUCAUUUUUGUAUGGCAAAACUAAUUAAAAUGUAUAGCAAACCAAUUUAACAGUGGCAAAUAAACAAAAAAGAAAUAGCAUAACAUAAAUUAUAUACAUACAUAUCAACAUCGAAAAGCAACAACAGUUGCUGUGGCUGAAAUUGCACCUGUUGCUCUCUGUCCUGGUCUCUCUCACAGGGGAAGAUGUAUGCAGGCAAAGAUGGUCUUUGUUUGGGUCUAAUGCUGGGCCUUCUACUAUUGUCAACACAUGGCUGGGCCAGGCCCGAACCGGAGGACAAGACAACGCUUGAGGGCAGGAGAGAUGCCAGUCCUGGAGAUAAUGUUUUGCCAUCAUCCAGCUCAAGAACAGUGGAAAUUGAAGAUACAUUGGAUAGUAAUGGUAGUAGUAGCAUUCCCACAUCAACACAAUUGCAGAAUGCAAGUGAAAUAGAAGCUCAGGCAGUAGAACCUCCUACUACUAUAUCGAUCAGUUCGAGUAGUAGUAGUAGUAGUAGUAGUUCAAGCACAACUAGCACCUCUAGUAGCACUAGUACAACAACAAGCACAACAACAACCACGACAACAACAACUGCGGCUCCUAUGCCAACAUCACCACAACCACCAGCAAUACCAGAAGUUCCAGAAUACAGAAGAAAUUGUUUCUACGCCGAGGAGGAAUUAUGCCUCAAUUGGCACGACGAAUCACAGACAAAUCAGCUCUACAAUGAUGCAUUUGCCGGGGCAUCUGAAACGAAUGAUAUGUCUAGCACUACAGCUGCACCAAACCAUCUCAUGGCCCAGACAAAUGGCAGUCAAUUGGCCUAUGAGCGACCGCUGCCGCCGCGUGAUUCAAACAGCUGUCAAUGCCGGGAACAUCCUGUUCAUGCCAAUUCCUGGUAUUGUUGCAACAUCACCGACAUCUCCAUGAUCUCCAGUUGUGCCAACAUCGUCAAAUGGACAAAUCUCCAUGUACGCAAUCUGACUGUACCCGCCCUCAAUCUAUCGAAUUCCAUUUAUCGCUCUCUUCAAUCCCUGGCCUUCACCGAUGGCAAUAUUAUCCAAUUGACCAACGCCUUUCCACGACAUUCACCCCUCAAGUGCCUGAAUUUCUCGAACAACAAUAUAGACGAAAUCGCAACGCGUGCAGUUAAAGAUGUGCCACAUUUGGAGUUCUUUGGCAUCUCGAAAAAUAAUCUAUCCCGUGUUCCACAUCGCAAUCAAAACAAGAAUAUUGCAUUGGACAUUAGUGGAAAUAUGCGUAUGCUAUGUGAACCCCUCAAUGAGAUCAUCUAUGAUGAUUCAUUCAAUUUCAUCAAUGCGGAUAUAUCAUUCUGUUUAUACAAUGCCACACAUCAGUGGUUCAAUUCCACCGAUUUGGUGUCCGUUAAGCAAUUGGAACGGACCAAGCAAUGCAUCACACGAUGCCCGAUUAUACCCGGAUAUGGAAAUUGUACAUGUAAAUUUGAUCGAAUGAUGCUUGUGGGUAGAGAACAAUCGAAACCCACUUGUGAUGUGGACUGCUCGAAUUUGGGACUUGUCGAAUUGCCACCAAAAUUGCCAGAUAAUACAUUUAUAUUGAAUAUAACUAAUAAUAAAAUUACUAGUUUGGGUGAUUAUUUUCAUACAAAUCCCACAUAUCAUAAUAUUGGCAAAUUGCUGGCGGAUAACAAUCAAAUAUCAUCAAUCUAUGAAUUCGAGGGUACAAAAUUUAUUGAGCAUUUUCAACGCAUUUAUAUGCGCAAUAAUUCAUUGAGCAAGAUACCAGAAUAUUUUCUAAAUAAUGCUCUUAUGGAUACGGAUAUGGGACGUCGCAUUUAUUUGGCUGGUAAUAAAUUGCAAUGCGAUUGCAAUUCAGCUAAAACUCUACAAAAUUGGCUUAAAGAGCGCAGCACUGAUAUACCCGAUUAUAUGGAAAUACGUUGUCGCAAUUUGCCGCAAAGUGUUAUCGAGCUGCAGGAGACAAAGCUAUGCCAAUCGCCACCAGAUUGGACUGAUUAUAUAUAUUAUUUAAUUGCAGCCGAGGUCAUUUUAUUAUUGGCCCUUAUAACCAAAGUAUCCUAUGAUUAUUGGGUAUUCAAAACUGCAGGAUAUUUACCCUGGCCAGCUAGUAAAAUGCCAAAAUUACCCUGCGAUUGGUUGUGCGAGUCCUAAGUCCCAUUAAGUCCCUCCCCCCCACCCCAAGAUCCUCGUAGUCCUUAAGUUAACAAUAUAUCAACAAAAUAUCGUGACACUACAUAUGUACAUAUAUAUACAUAUGUAAAUUAUACAUGACAGGGUGGAAAUCUAUUCCAAUUUUUGAAUAGUGUAAUCAAUGUGCCUUCUAUUAUACCUAUAUAUCUAUAUACUUGAUGUAACUAUAUUUCUAAGAGAAUAAUGUUUGCACAAAUUCAUUUAUACUCAUUCAGUCUGUGCAAUUGUUAUUGAUGAUGUUGUUGUUGUUAAGGAGAUAUAUACAUGAAUGUCUACAUAUAUUAAAACACUCUCUAAAAAAAACCAA